Molecule: messenger RNA, 1183 nt
Organism: Pyrus x bretschneideri (Chinese white pear)
Lineage: Eukaryota; Viridiplantae; Streptophyta; Magnoliopsida; Rosales; Rosaceae
Product: gamma-glutamyl peptidase 5
Exons: 4
Coding region: 228-959 (243 amino acids)
Cellular component (GO): cytosol
Source: RefSeq, a predicted model, not a curated record
UCCAAAGAAUUUCAACACCCAUCUCUCAACAUCAAGACAGAGAAGAGCCUCUCUGUCUCUCUGUCUCUCUCUAAAAAUUUCCUCUUUUGGAGAGCCGGGGAGGCAUUGCAAUAUCUCUUUCCAAUACCCCAUUUAGAAACCCAAGCAAUCCUCCCUCUCCUUCCAAACAUUUUAAGAAUUUUAGAGCGAGGGAGAGAGAGAGAAGCGAGAGAAAGAGCUAGAGAGAGAUGGGUGGGAAGAAAUUUGCAGUGCUUCUGUGCGCAGAGGACACGGAGUUUGUGAAGAAGACGUACGGGGGGUAUUUUGGGGUGUUUCUGAGAAUGCUGGCGGAGGAGGGGGAGACGUGGGACUUGUACCGGGUGGCGCGCGGCGAGUUUCCGGAGGACGAUGAGAUUGAAAACUACGAUGGGUUUGUGAUAUCCGGAAGCAGCAGGGAUGCCCACGGCAAUGAUGCCUGGAUCUGCAGGCUUCUCACCCUCCUCCAGAAAUUGGAUUCCAUCAAGAAAAAGGUUCUCGGCAUUUGCUUCGGUCAUCAGAUAUUGAGCCGUGCGCUGGGAGGAAAAUCUGGUAGAGCCAUCACAGGCUGGGAUAUCGGAAUCCGAACCGUCCACUUGUCACCAUCAUCCAAGGCCUUCUCCUCUCUCAACGUUCCAGCUCUUCUCUCCAUAUAUGAAAUCCACCAAGAUGAGGUGUGGGAACUUCCUCCCAAGGCAGAGUUGAUUGCAUGGUCGGAUAAGACGGGUGUGGAGAUGUUUAAGUAUGGAGAUCACAUGAUGGGCAUCCAAGGCCACCCUGAGUACACCAAAGAUAUUCUUCUCAAUCUUAUCGAUCGCGUUGCCAAACUCGAAUACAUCUUGGUCUCGGAAGCUGAAGAAUUGAAGGCCAAGGUGGAGGCAUGUCAACCAGACAGAGAGACAUGGAAGAGGGUUUGCAGAAGCUUUCUCAAGGGGGGAUUAUGAUGAUAAAUGACUAAUUAUUUAUGAGAGAGAAAAGAAAUUAAGUGUAGAAAUGUUGUGUUUUGAGGAGAGGCUCAAAAAGGGUGGUUAGUUUUCACAGUUUGAUAGGUUGGCAACUUAAGAAUUAAGAUGUUAAUUUAAGAAUUAAGAUGUUAUCAAGUUUAAUUUGAAGGAAAAUUUGCAAAGUUGCUUAAUUUUGCUAAUAAAAUCAUUGCAUUUUCUAAUCA